This is a messenger RNA of Elgaria multicarinata webbii, 1469 nucleotides long. RefSeq names its product CD63 molecule (gene CD63). The record is from RefSeq and is a predicted model, not a curated record. The transcript is spliced from 8 exons. Gene Ontology annotation, biological process: regulation of vascular endothelial growth factor signaling pathway. Gene Ontology annotation, cellular component: plasma membrane. Bases 114 to 836 code for a protein of 240 amino acids. NCBI's taxonomy places the organism in Eukaryota, Metazoa, Chordata, Lepidosauria, Squamata, Anguidae.
AGGUAUAAAACGGAGGCGGAGCGGCGCUUCCCCCACUACUGCCCCGUCGGACCGUGUGGCUCGGUUUUUUUCCACCCUCAGGAGAAGAGAGUUCGAAGGGAUAAAUAUCCAAAAUGGGUGUUGAAGGCGGCAUGAAAUGUGUGAAGUUCCUGGUUUUUUUCUUCAACUUCAUAUUCUGGCUCUGUGGCAUUGCGCUGAUUGCCUUGGGGGUAUUUGUACAGAUUGAGCUCAAGAAGACACUGAUGGUGACCAGUCCUUCCUCCGCUUCAGGCGCCCCCAUCGUCAUCCUGGUUGUGGGCGUUAUAGUCUUCUUCAUCUCUUUCUUCGGUUGCUGUGGAGCAAUGAAAGAGAACUAUUGCAUGGUCACAACGUUUGCUGUCCUCCUAACACUGAUCUUCCUGGUGGAAAUUGCAGCUGCCAUUGCUGGCUACAUCUAUAAGGACAAGAUCAAAUCAGUGAUUGAUGAAGAGAUCAGGGCAGAAAUGCAGCAAUAUGGAAAUGAUACAACUAUCACCAACCUUUUGGAUGACAUGCAGAAGAAUAAUUCAUGCUGUGGAGCCACUAGCUAUAAGGACUGGUUUAAUGUGACAAAGUUUUCCUCCGGAAAAGUACCUGAAUCAUGCUGCAAGUCUAACAGCACUACUUGCACCACGAACCCAUCUGCAGCCACUGGCGUCUACACACAGGGCUGUGCGACAAAAGUAGAGACAUGGUUGAGGAAGCACAUCAUAAUUGUGGCUGCAGUGGCAUUGGGCAUUGCCUUCUUUGAGCUCCUGGGCAUCAUAUUUGCCUGCUGCCUCAUGAAAGGAAUCCGGAGUGGCUACGAGGUUAUGUAGCCACCUCUCUUCCUGUACAUCUGGUUUCUGCUAUGGCAAUUGCAAAACUCUGGAAGAUUUGCCUUCACUUCUGGGGGUGCACCUGACCAUCACAUGCCAAUGGAACAGGGCUGGGUGGAUGUUUCUUCUUCUGUUGCAUUUCUUAAAAAUAUAUGCUGCCCUCAAAGGAUUCACAUGUUGCCUUAUCUCUCUUGCCUCAUCUCUCUAAUGGGAAGGUUGAGCCCUUUCCCCACACCUCCUUCUCUACUCCUGGUCAUCCUUGAAACUUGUAUUGUCCUUCAUGUCAUACUUUUGCCGCCUAGUGGGCAUCUGAAGAUAUGCAGCUAUUGUAUUCCAACAGAUGUUCUUAGACUCCUAAUAGGUGAGAGCAGGCUCCCUUGAACUCUUGCUUCCCCUCAAAUUCACACUUCCUUAAAGACUUCUAGGCUGCAGCCUUUCUCUUGACACCACAUUCCUAGAAAGUAGGCUGCUCUAUUCUUUUAGGAUGCUCCUCUUUUCCCUUGGAAAGGCAGGCUCUUGAGUCAAGCAGGCACUGUUGUUUUGGAGGCCAUAAGAUGGGAAAUUAUGAGGUUUGAUUUUUUUUUUUAAGCCAGUAAAUCACUAUUUGUAAAAUAAAAGAAUUAGUUUCUCCCA